This is a messenger RNA of Fonsecaea erecta, 3303 nucleotides long. RefSeq lists its product as hypothetical. Gene Ontology annotation, biological process: DNA-templated transcription. The coding region runs from base 1 to 3303 and encodes 1100 amino acids. The record is from RefSeq and is a predicted model, not a curated record. Gene Ontology annotation, molecular function: DNA binding; oxidoreductase activity; zinc ion binding. Lineage: Eukaryota; Fungi; Ascomycota; Eurotiomycetes; Chaetothyriales; Herpotrichiellaceae. The transcript has 6 exons.
AUGGCUACCGGUUCACAACAGAUGACCAGGUGGGAGACCGCUCAGGAUGGUUUGGACAAACUGUCCAAAUCCAAUUGUCCAGUCCCAAUUCCAGGCGAGGACGAGGUGCUUGUUGAAAUCCGUGCAGUGUCUCUGAAUUACCGAGAUACCGAAGUUGCCAUGGGCCUUUACACCCACCACAAAGCAAUUGGAGCGAGUCCGAAGGUCGUCCCUUGCUCAGAUAUGUGCGGCAUUGUGGUGGGAGUUGGAAGCUCCAAACGUGACGGCUGGAAUGUCGGAGACCGUGUUCUUUCCAUUUUCAAUCAGACACAUCUUACGGGCCAGAUCAAAGAGAAGCACAUGCCGUAUGGUCUCGGCUUACCCCUCGAUGGUGUACUUCAACAGUAUAGAGUCUUCCCGGUGACAGGACUGGUCAAAGCUCCCGAUUAUCUCACCGAUGAAGAAGCAUCAACUCUGCCCAUUGCAGCACUUACAGCAUGGAUGUCUAUCAAUGGAAUGAGACCCAUCAACCAUCCAGGUGGGCAAGGAGAGACUGUCCUGCUACAAGGGACCGGCGGAGUUUCCAUAAGUGGCCUGCAAAUUGCACACGCAGCUGGGGCGAAGACAAUCGUAACAUCCUCGUCCGAUGCCAAACUUACCCGUGCUGAGGCGUUGGGAGCGACGUUCACCAUCAACUAUCGCAAGGAUCCUGACUGGCAGAAUACCGUCAUGAAACUGACCGAGAAUGAAGGCGUCGACAUCAUAUUUGAAAACGGAGGUGCACAGACUCUGAGGAAAUCAUUCGACUGUAUUUCAUUCGGGGGUCUUAUCAACUGCAUUGGUUAUCUGAGUGGGAAGCAAGACGAGCCCGCCGAUCGUACCAAUACCAACGUCCUGGCGCUGCGGCGCAACGUCACGCUAAAAGGAAUCCUCAACGGGCCUAAAGACAGAUUUGAGGAAAUGAUGCGCUUCUAUGAGGCAAAGAAGAUUAAGCCUGUGGUCGACAAAGUCUUCCCCUUCGACGAAGCCAAAGAAGCUUUCAAGCACCUGACAGAGGUCGAAGAGCGGUUGGAGAAGGCGGAAGCACUGUUGAAGACUUUUUUCACUGAAGCUGAACUGUCGCAAAUGCUUGUUCAUGGCAUCGCCAACAACGUCGAGAUCCCAUCCAGGACUGCAGGUCACCCGACGACUGAAACGUCUUCACAGGCGACCGCAUCAGGCUUCUCUCAAACUCCUGUAGCGGCACAGGGUUCUGCGCCUCGACAACAAGAGCGGACUCGAUCCUUCUCCGCCAUUGGUGCAGAGCCAGACCAGAAGGUCGACCUGAGCCAUCUUGAGUCCCCGGGUGACUCAAAGACCGAAGUGGCUGACGACACCACUUUUGCGCUAGACAAUCCCCCAGCAGGUGAUGAAGACUUCGCAUGGGAUGAGCGGGAAUCUUCUUGGAACAUUGCAGAUCCAGGUACCGGCGGUUCAGCUUUUGGGGGCAAUGUCGACUCUGAAAUCCCCAAAAUCACGGACGGAAUGGCCACAUUGACUGCCGAUGACUCUAAUGCGGGCUUUCUUGGUUCAGUCUCGGGCUCUGCUCUCUUGCGACUUAUAUGGAUGAGUACUGGCACCGACAACAAAGCAAAUCCGAAAGCUGAACGACGUGAAAGCUUAGAGCAGCUCUUCAGCCAUCGCUCGACCGAGUAUCCCGCAACCGCUACCCCAUGGCUCCGGGCACAGCCUCUGUUCACUCGAGCGGUAGUCGACAGCCUCAUCGAUGCCUACUUUGCUCUCUACCACCCGACCUUUCCUAUUCUCCACGAAGUUACCUUCCGCGAACAGUAUGCGAAGCUCAACAGUCGCACGACCAGCAGCACAUGGCACACUCUUGCCAAUCUCGUUGCGGCUCUGGGAUCCUUUGUAUCGAGUACCUGCUCCGAUGAUACCCAUGUCACUCUUUUCAACGGCGUAAAAGCGAAUUUGUCCAUCAAUUCCCUAGAGACUGGAAGUAUUAGUCUGGUCCAGGCGUUUGCGAUGGCUGCAAACUACCUGCAGAAGCGAAACAGACCAAACAGUGGCUACAACUAUGGAGGUAUUGCGCUACGACUCGCAAUAUCACUGGGCCUCCACAAGGAGUUUCGCGGAUGGCAGACUGCGCCGUUCAAAAAGGAAAUACGGAGAAGGGUUUGGUGGUCGCUCUGUGUGCUGGAUGUUGGCGCAACCGUGACUUAUGGUAGGCCUUUGAAUUGGCCUCAAGUCGGCGUCGAUAUCCCCUUUCCGCUGAAUAUCCAUGAAAAGGAUCUUCAAAUGGACUGUACAUCAUACCCUCCCGAGGUCAAUGAACCUACCAUCUACACGUACGUCCGAACGCAGUCGUCCUACCAUCUCCACACCAUCAGAAUUUAUAACCGUCUCAUCUCCAAUCCGAUUCCGUCGGCUGCAGAACUGAUCUCCCUCGAUGACGAGCUGAUAGAGGGCUGGCUAAGCAGCCUUCCACCCUACUUCCGCGACAACCACCUAGCACUUCCCAAUGAAUAUCUCCUCGGUCAUGCCAUUAGCCGAUGGCGCUUUCGAAUCAUGCGCAUCAUCAUGUACCGUCCAUUCUUGAUCCGAUGGGCACAGGACGGCUUGGACAGCGCAACAGUGGCCCCGAAAUCACCGGCACAGAAUGCCCCUGCUGAGACAAUUGCAACCAAUCGGUGCUUCAAGGCUGCCGAGGAAUGUAUUUCAGCCAUUUUCGACUUUUGGUCUUCUGGAACUCACACUAGGCUCGCAGCCUGGUACGUCUUAUAUUUCCUUCUUCAGGCAGCUUUGAUACCGAUUCACUGUCUGCGGCGCAAUCCAAAUCACGCCGACGCCAGCUCAUGGAGGAAUCAGAUCUUGACAGCCCUGAGCAUCAUCAACGCAAUGAAUGAUCUCAACCCAAGCGCCCCGAAGUGUCGAGAUAUCAUUCAUCGACUUUGUGGAGAGAGCCUUGACUACAAACCGCUGACACAAUCACAACAAUCCCGUCCACAGCCCCAGAUGCAGACCCAGCAAGAUACAGCCGGUUCGUGGACCCCCUUUGCCAACACCGACAGCAGCUUCAGCACCCCACCCUUUCCCUUUUCGAACCCAGACUCUACUGAUACAGGCAUGAAUCCCUGGAUGACCGAAAUCGACACUGCCAUUGACGGAUACGACAUCUACUGCGACCGUCUCAGCCAUGCAGCUAUGGCUGGGAUGGGUCGUCUGGGCAGCGCGGGUGAAGCCGGCCUGCCAGGAGGCUUUGCCAGCACUGAUGGGACACAAAUUGGAACCGGAGUGCAGGACUGGGAUUGGACGUUGAUGCUGUAA